Molecule: messenger RNA, 942 nt
Organism: Fusarium sp. VM40
Lineage: Eukaryota; Fungi; Ascomycota; Sordariomycetes; Hypocreales; Nectriaceae
Source: the annotation of a GenBank genome assembly
AUGAAUUCUUCAAUGUCCCCAACAUGGUGGCUUUUCUGUGUGACACUCUUUAUGUGUACAACACCAAUAUUUGCUCGAUUUAUCGACUAUCCCCUGCAAACAAAGGCCGUGGCUCGCCAGGCUGCGACAGCCGAUGCUCCCGCCAUAACCGAAAGGCGCGAAUUCCGAAUCGAGGCGAGAUCUGCUGAGAGCAUUCCAACUUACACAAUCACAUACGCCCCGGACUCCGUAUGCGGUUACCUAUCUGGCACGGCUGAAAUACCAAUCACAUGCGAGAACAAGAAUAUAUGCCUGUGGGAAUUGGAAUACUUCAAAUUCAUCGCGUGCGAACUCAAGGGUGAGACGACCGGAAUUGCUCGGACGACAUGUCUGGCGAAAGAUAAAGCUUUGAAUGCGAGUUUGUGCCAAGAUAAUUGCAUUAGCAACACAUAUAAUCUACUCUGUACCAACGACACUGCACCGUUCUGCCGUACGUAUGCGUAUCCUUCGGGUGUAUUCGACUACAGAUGCGACUCAACUCCGGCUGGGAGGAACUUCAGUGUAGACUUCACCUUUAGCGGACAAAAGCAUCCAAAGUGGGUUCUGUCCACGAUUGCAGAUGGAGACACCGCGAUACAAUCAACAACUCCCAGUUCCACAACUGAUUCCACUUCAUCCACUUCAUCCACAGGAGAACAAGCAGCAACAAGCUCGGCAUCUACAGACCCAAAAGAGAAGAAAGGUCUCUCUAGCGGAGCCAUAGCUGGGAUUGCUAUUGCGGGAGUUGUUAUCGCUGCACUCGCUGUAGGGUUCUUUUUGUGGCGUCGACGGACACCGACACCGAUACCGCAAGGUAGUGAUGCCCAAAUGGGCUUGGUUCCUCCCAGGGACGGGCAAAACCUUCAACGGCCUGUAUCUCCGCCAAAUCAACAGCCAGAGGGUGUUCGUGGGCUUCGAGGAUGA